UUUAGAAUAUCUUUUAUAACAGCUUGAUAUAGGGAUGACAACUUUGUUGCCGCCUCUGCCUUUCCGAUACCACAUUCUUCCGCUGGAAUAAAGGUGGGAAUACAUAAGGCCAGCGAAUCUUCUGAUCUUUGAGGACACAGGGCCCAUAUAGGCUUUGAAAGUGAAUAAAAGUGUACCGGCAGGACUGCUGUUAACAACACACCCAUUAUUAAUCAUGGCGUCAUCUUCAAUUAUCCGGACGUCCAGUGACUCUCUUCUGGAUUUGGACACCGGUACCAGAGCCCAUGACUUCAGACUUGUUCUGGGAGCAACUGUGGCAGAGUUCAGGGAGUUAGUUAAGAAACGGGACCCUUCUUCUCCCCUUCAACCGGUUCAGCUGUCUGGCCGGAACUUUGUCAUGGGACUCAUUGAUCAAAAAGGUGCCAAGCUAUCUUUCCCAGACAACUCUGUAUCGAUCGACGUCCCACCUGGAGCCCUUGCACACCCUCAAGUGGUAUACUGCUGGAGAAUCGAUGAAGAAGGAGCAGGGCACUCACCAUCAGAGAGUGGCGUGGUGUUUUACUCAACCAUACUUAAACUAGGAGCAACGGAAAAAGACUUCAAGCCAAAGGUUCAACUGAAAUUUCAACACUCAGCACAGUUUGAAGGCGAAGAUCAAAAGAAGCGACUUGUGGCGUUCACACAGGAGGAGGAAGCUAAACUAUUUCACAAGGAACCUAGCUUUGAAGUUGAUGUUGAUGAGAGGUUUGUGACCCUUCGGGUAGAUCAUUUCUGCAACAUUGGCGUUGGAGCAGAUCGGGAGGACCCAGCACCGCUACCACCUCUUAGGCUUCUUGCCAUGACCUUUCUUGUGUACGUAGAAAUCACGAAAAAGCAGAGUGUAUUCCUGAAUGUACUGAUAGGGCAGAAUGAUGAGUCACACAUGAAGUACCUACGCAAUACGGUCGCAAGACAAUGGAAGGUCGGGAAAAGCCAAAUUAUUCGGAUCGAUCCGGAAUUCAAGCAGUUUAUCUGUGUAGCUAAUUCCGGCCUUCAUUUCUCUUUUCGGCCAGGACACUUCCAAGUAGCGGAACAAGAUAAGGAGAUUCCUAAUAAUGAAGUUGGCAGUCCAUUCCUGGUUGAAAACACCCUUCAUAGGUCCUCUUCUGACGGUUUCGACCCGGAUGCAGCCUUAUGCAGUGUCAAUGUUGACGAUACGUCUAAUGGUGGAACCCAUAGACUCGAUCUGAGUAUCAAAUGGGAGGGUCACGAAGAUAUGCGUUCUGUACAGCCCGAGGAGAAACUGUUCGAAUCCCGAGGGGAGCAUGCGGGGAGUGUAGAACGACCCGUAUGUCAAUCGCCUGUGGAGGUAUCGGAUGUCACUGUGGAGGAUUUCGCUAGAAGAAACCAUCUCCGUGUGACGAACCUGCAACCAUCUGCUCAGCCUCACGAUUCAUAAGGGAUGUCCAACAAUGGCUCAUAUCAGUCAAAUGCUGAGCAGACACACGCCAUGUUGGCGACACACUUCGCACCAGUGCGUGUGCAUGCACAAUGCGAGACCGCGAGUGCCCACGCACAUGAUGAACACUCAUUCAUUUGGUGGACUUACUCAAAAACAUCAGGACGGGAAAAGUUUCUGAUUUACCCUUACAUGAAGCAAGUGAGAAGACAGGGCGAUUAUUUCUGCAUUUGGUAUAUUCUUCAGCCACAGUCAGUGGCCGUGACUCUCAGAGAUAGGGGUUCUUAAAUAUUCAGGAUUCCCAUUGGCAUUCCUUAACGAUGGCAUCCAUCUUGAACUCACCAGCCUCGUUUUCGUAAGUCAGGUGCCUGAGAUAAAAAAUAAAUGUCGUCGUGAUUAAAAUAAACAAAACCAUAUCCUUUCCCAGCCACCGUAUAAUUCUUCUGCAUUAUCUAGAAACAUUUUUAUGUACAUGUACUUUUAUUAGUUAGCUCUUCCGAUGUAGGCCUGUAAUAUAUUAAAUGUACACUGCUUCUCUGUCUUAAUUUGAGAACAGGAGUGAUGUUUCUCGGUGGUGUGUAUACAUGUUGAUUUUCACUUUUAAUAAAAUGUAUUCGCUUUUCUGCAUGUUAUCUGAGAUUUAAGCUAGUUUUUGGAAAGAGGGACAACAAAUUCAGUGCUGGCAAUGGACUCUAUAGGUGUCAAGCACGCCUCUGAUUCA
This is a messenger RNA of Lineus longissimus, 2159 nucleotides long. RefSeq lists its product as uncharacterized. The record is from RefSeq and is a predicted model, not a curated record. Lineage: Eukaryota; Metazoa; Nemertea; Pilidiophora; Heteronemertea; Lineidae. The transcript has 9 exons. The coding region runs from base 215 to 1438 and encodes 407 amino acids.